CUUCCCUCCGACGGUCACACUAAAUUAAUAAAUGACAAUUCAAGCAAGAGAAAAUUUCGAUUCCUGAAUUGCAUCGAACCGACUACGUUAAGGAUUGCAAACAACUGGAGAUCCGCUCAAGUAGCCCGGAAGCUGCCCACGCCAGUACUCAUAAGUACGGGUCGAGACAGAAACCCUGAAGUGUAGCAACAAUUGUUAUUUUCCGUCUGGCCUGUGGUGUGGGGGGACACAAAGUCAGCCGCAGUCGGUUUUUAAUUAAAUUAAAGGGGAAAACCGAUACACCAGCGAGCGGAUUGACGUUGAGGCUCGCUGUUCGAUGGUUUUUAUACGCGAUCCCUGUGGCAUUGCCUGUCUGGUGAUGACUUACGGCGCUGUACUUUAUGCUGACUAUGUGGUCAUUCGUUGGAUUAUCCUCACCACUAUGCCCGGAAGCAUUUGGACCUCGUUCCAUGUUGUGCUCUUCAACACGGUCGUCUUCCUAUUGGGCAUGUCCCACACCAAGGCCGUCUUCUCAGACCCAGGCAUCGUACCCCUGCCCGCCAACCGCUUGGACUUCUCGGAUCUGCACACCACGAGCAAGAACAAUCCAGCAGGCAACGGACACAGCAGCGAAUGGACAGUCUGCACUCGCUGUGAGACCUAUCGACCGCCGCGGGCCCACCAUUGCCGAAUCUGUAAACGAUGCAUCCGCCGCAUGGAUCACCACUGCCCCUGGAUUAAUAAUUGCGUCGGCGAACGCAAUCAAAAGUAUUUCCUACAGUUUCUCAUUUACGUGGCCAUUUUAUCGCUUUACUCCUUGGGCCUCAUUGUUGCCUCUUGGGUGUCGCCCUGCGAGGAAUGCAACCAGAAUGUGAUUGAGUCACAGUUGAGAAUAACUGUAGUUUGUACCUUCCUUUGCAGGAUUCACUCUGUCAUCUUGAUGCUGGUGUCGGCUUUGUUCGGGCUCUUUGUUACCGCAAUUAUGGUCGAUCAACUGCAUGCCAUACUGUACGAUGAGACGGCUGUCGAGGCGAUACAGCAGAAGGGCACCUAUCGACCAAACCGACGCAAAUAUCAGCUGCUGGCCGAUGUGUUUGGACGUGGUCACCCCGCACUGUGGCUGCUGCCGUGCACCAGCUUGAACCACGCCUCCCGCUACCACGACACGCCCCUGCUUAGCCACGAUGUCUAGGCCGUGUGUGUGGUCGUGUGUGAUACGCAUAUGCACACCCUAUUAUAGCCUUCCGUAUUGAAGUCCCUCCUUUUGUUUAUGCAUGAAUUGUGUGCUUUUUGUGCGUGCGUAGCCUCAGAGUGUUUAAGUUUUUAAUUUUCGUGUGAUUUUUUUAAGUAGUCCAGCACCUUGAACGUUAACCUACAGGAAGUCAAACCAAACCGAUUCCAGUUACGGGAUAUGUAUUAUUCGCAGAUUCCGGACUUAAUUUAUGCUCUAUUUUAUUAUCAAUUGAAAUUAUAAAUAUAUGUAGAUGAAGCAGGAGAGCUGAGACAGGGAGGGAGCAGCAGCAUACUCAAGACAGGUGCGGAUAUUUUAUACAUUACUUUUUGCAAUUGCUUAGAUCUGCGUAGAUAUACACCAAUGUGGAUGAGAAUCAAUGGAAUCUUCGGCAAACCGAAGUCUACACAGUCCCUGAAACCCUUGCCGAUCUUAUUUUUGUUUUCUGAGCCCUGAGAAAAUCACUUUUGUAUAAACUAUGAUAAAGCGAUCGUCUGCUUUACUUGUUUUUACAAAUUAUACGGGAAGACAGGAGCUUGGAAGCUGGAAGCAGGGGUAUGGGUAUGGCAUCUUAAACAGAGCAUUUAAUAUAAAACCGAAAACCGAAAAGUAGUGCAUAUACCAAAAACCAAACAAAAAAACCAUUUAUACAUUAUACAUAUGUGUGUACGAGUAUAGCUUGGGCGGCAAAAUGUGCAGUAAUAGUUCGUAUUAAAUGUAAUCUACUUUAAGGAUUAGUUUACAUAAAUGUAAGGCAACAACUUUUGUUUUUAUUCAAGUUUAUUUUCCCUCCAUUUCGAUUUCUUUCAUCAUCAUCACUUUACUGGAUGCAAGGCCUGAAACUCUCAAGUGUUUUAGUUGUAACACGAAACCCAAUUGAGAUUUUCCUCGUGAGCAUUUUCCAAUAAAUCUACCGAUACU
Drosophila obscura is the source of this 2131-nucleotide messenger RNA. RefSeq names its product palmitoyltransferase ZDHHC3 (gene Dnz1). Gene Ontology annotation, cellular component: Golgi apparatus; endoplasmic reticulum. Lineage: Eukaryota; Metazoa; Arthropoda; Insecta; Diptera; Drosophilidae. Gene Ontology annotation, molecular function: protein-cysteine S-palmitoyltransferase activity. The coding region runs from base 317 to 1171 and encodes 284 amino acids. Gene Ontology annotation, biological process: peptidyl-L-cysteine S-palmitoylation; protein targeting to membrane. The transcript is spliced from 3 exons. The record is from RefSeq and is a predicted model, not a curated record.